This is a messenger RNA of Pseudoliparis swirei, 1896 nucleotides long. Its product is annotated as potassium voltage-gated channel subfamily C member 1-like. Gene Ontology annotation, molecular function: delayed rectifier potassium channel activity; protein binding. Gene Ontology annotation, cellular component: neuronal cell body membrane; axon; dendrite membrane. The coding region runs from base 1 to 1896 and encodes 631 amino acids. NCBI's taxonomy places the organism in Eukaryota, Metazoa, Chordata, Actinopteri, Perciformes, Liparidae. Gene Ontology annotation, biological process: protein homooligomerization; potassium ion transmembrane transport. The record is from RefSeq and is a predicted model, not a curated record. The transcript has 5 exons.
AUGACUUGCUCGGCGUCAGAUAGCGAGAAGAUCGUGAUCAACUGCGGCGGGAUCCGACACGAGACCUACCGGAAUACCCUGAAGACGCUGCCGGGCACCCGCCUGUCCUGGCUGACCGAGCCCGACGCCUACAGCAACUUCGACUACGACCCCAAAUCCGACGAGUUCUUUUUCGACCGCCACCCGGCCACCUUCGCCUUCAUCCUCAACUACUACCGCACCGGCAAGCUCCACUGCCCCAACAAUGUGUGCGGGCCGCUCUUCGAGGAUGAGCUCACCUUCUGGGGCAUCGACGAGACGGACGUGGAGGCGUGCUGCUGGAUGAACUACCGGCAGCAUCGCGACGCCGAGGAAGCCCUGGACAGCUUCGAGACCCCCGAGCCGGACGAGCCGGAGAACGACGCGGCGCUCACCGGCGGCGACGGCGACCUGAAGCGGCUGUGCAUGCAGGAGGACGGCCGCAGGAUGACGAGAUGGGAACGGUGGCGGCCCUUCAUGUGGGCGCUGUUCGAGGACCCGUACUCCUCCAAAUACGCGCGGAAUGUGGCGUUUGGCUCGCUCUUCUUCAUCCUCAUCUCCAUUUCCACCUUCUGCCUGGAGACCCACGAAGCCUUCAACACCAUCUACAACAAAACAGAGAACGUCACCAUCGGCAACGUGACGCAUGAGGAGAUCGUCUACGAGGUAGUCACCGAUGGCUGGCUGACAUACGUGGAGGGCGUCUGCGUCAUUUGGUUCACCAUUGAGGUGAUGGCGCGUGUCGUCUUCUGCCCCGACAAAGCAGAGUUCUUCCGCACCACCCUCAACAUCAUAGACUUCGUGGCCAUCGUGCCCUUUUACCUGGAGGUGGCGCUGAGCGGCCUCUCCUCCAAAACAGCCAAAGACGCGCUGAGCUUCCUGCGCGUGGUGCGCUUCGUCCGUAUCCUGCGUAUCUUCAAGCUGACCCGCCACUUUGUUGGCUUACGAGUCCUGGGUCACACUUUGCGGGCAAGUACCAAUGAGUUCCUGCUGCUCAUCAUCUUCCUGGCGCUGGGCGUCCUCAUCUUUGCAACCAUGAUCUAUUACGCCGAGCGCAUCGGUGCCGACCCGGCCGAUCCGACGGCUGCGGCCCACACCAACUUCAAGAACAUCCCCAUCGGGUUCUGGUGGGCUGUGGUGACCAUGACCACGCUGGGCUACGGGGAUAUGUACCCCGAGACAUGGUCAGGAAUGCUGGUGGGUGCCCUCUGCGCCUUGGCGGGCGUGCUGACCAUCGCCAUGCCCGUGCCCGUCAUCGUCAACAACUUCGGCAUGUACUACUCCCUGGCCAUGGCCAAGCAGAAGCUCCCCAAGAAGAGGAACAAGCACAUCCCCCGAGCGCCACAGCCCGGCAGCCCCAACUACUGCAAGCCAGAUGUCCUGGCGAUGGCGACCGCCUCCCCGCAAAGGCUGAUGGGCAACGUGAUUGGGCCGGGCAUGGUGGGAUCUGGCAGCAUGAUGGGCACCGGAGACUGCCCACUGGCACAGGAGGAGAUCAUCGAGAUCAACAGAGGAGAUUCCAAGCAGAACGGCGAUGCGGCGGCCAACGCGGCCCUGGCCAAUGAGGACUGCCCCACCAUCGACCAGGUCCUGGGGGACGACCGCAGCCCGGCCACGGGGGGCCUCGGCUCCACCACCAGCCGCGAGCGCUACCCGCAUGACCGGGCCUGCUUCCUGCUGAGCGCCGGGGAGUUCCAGCGCACGACGGACGGGAACGUCCGGAAAGCCCCGGGUUAUGAGAAGUCCCGCAGCCUCAAUAAUAUCUCCGGGAUGACGGGCGCCCCGCUGCGCCUCGCCCCCAUCACCAACUCCCCCUUCGAGCCCUUCGAGCCGGCUGGCCUCAGGCGAUGCCGCUCCCCCAUCCCCUCCAUCUUGUAG